AUGUCCCAGGAAGAAGAAGGAAGAUAUACAGGGGCUGCUGGUGCCUCUUGGCGCUGUGAGUCAUUAAGCCCCUGUGGGGCAGAGAAGCUAGGGCUGAGGGGUGACAAGGGUAGUGUGGAGACUCUGUGCAGGUUCCUGAGUGCGCUGGCCGUGCUGGCGGAGCGGCUCGACCUGGUGGAGCGGGUGAUGGUCACACGCAACCUGUGCGCGGAGGGCGCCUACCAGGUGCGGCUGUGCAAGGACGGCACGUGGACGACGGUGCUGGUGGAUGACAUGCUGCCCUGUGACGAGGCCGGCUUCCUCCUCUUCUCCCAGGCUCAGCGGAAGCAGCUGUGGGUGGCCCUCAUCGAGAAGGCGCUGGCCAAGCUGUACGGCUCCUACUUUGCCCUCCAGGCGGGGCGCGCCAUCGAAGGCCUGGCCACACUCACCGGCGCCCCCUGUGAGAGCCUGGCGCUGCAGGUCAGCUCCACUAACCCCCGUGAGGAGCCCGUUGACACUGACCUCAUCUGGGCCAAAAUGCUGAGUUCUAAGGAGGCUGGGUUCCUCAUGGGUGCCUCCUGUGGGGGGGGCAACAUGAAGGUGGACGACGCUGCCUACGAGAGCCUGGGCCUGCGUCCCCGCCACGCCUACUCCAUCCUGGACGUCCGCGAUGUCCAGGGCUCCAGGCUCCUGCGCCUCCGGAACCCGUGGGGCCGCUUCUCCUGUAAUGGCAGCUGGUCAGACGAGUGGCCACACUGGCCGGGGCACCUGCGCAGCGAGCUCAUGCCGCACGGCAGCAGCGAGGGCGUCUUCUGGAUGGAGUACAGUGACUUCAUCAGGUACUUCAACUCCGUGGACAUCUGCAAGGUGCACUCGGACUGGCAGGAGGCGCGUGUGCGGGGCUGCUUUCCCAGCUCUGCCAGCGGGCCGGUGGGGGUAACUGCUCUCACGGUGCUGGAGCGCGCGUCCCUGGAGUUCGCCCUCUUCCAGGAGGGCAGCAGGCGCGCAGACACGGUGGACAGCCACCUCCUGGACCUGUGCGUCCUGGUGUUCCGUGCGUCUUUCAGCAGUGGGGGCCGCCUGAGCCUGGGCCGCCUGCUGGCCCACAGUAAGCGCGCCGUCAAGAAGUUCGUCAACUGAGACGUGAUGCUGGAGCCCGGCAAGUACGCCGUGGUGUGCUGUGCCUUCAACCACUGGAGCCCCGCCGCGCCGGGCCCCCGGCCAGCACGCAAGGGACGCGAGGGCAUGACCUGCUACUACUUGACGCACGGCUGGGCGGGCCUCAUCGUGGUGGUGGAGAACCGGCACCCCAAGUCCUACCUGCACGUGCAGUGCGACUGCUCCGACAGCUUCAAUGUGGUGUCCACGCGCGGCAGCCUGCGCACGCAGGACAGCGUGCCCCCGCUGCACAGGCAGGUCCUGGUGAUCCUGUCCCAGCUGGAGGGCAACGCAGGCUUCUCCAUCACCCACCGCCUGGCGCACCGCAAGGCUGCGCAGUCCUUCCUCAGUGACUGGACAACCUCCAGGGGCACCCACAGCCCCCCUCUCACGCCUGAAGUCGCUGGCCUGCAUGGCCCCCGGCCUCUGUGACCACCCCACCUUCCCAGCCCCCCAACGCGCACUUUAUGAGGGAGACCCCAACAGAGGAAGCUUGAAUCAGAAUCUCAGGACCCCGCCCAGGGAGCCACUAGCUGUAGUAGCUUCCCCUAGGCCUUCCUCCCCGCC
Messenger RNA from Neogale vison (American mink), 1704 nucleotides. Its product is annotated as calpain-15-like. Gene Ontology annotation, cellular component: cytoplasm. Gene Ontology annotation, biological process: proteolysis. The record is from RefSeq and is a predicted model, not a curated record. Gene Ontology annotation, molecular function: calcium-dependent cysteine-type endopeptidase activity. Lineage: Eukaryota; Metazoa; Chordata; Mammalia; Carnivora; Mustelidae.